Molecule: messenger RNA, 2455 nt
Organism: Cyprinus carpio (common carp)
Lineage: Eukaryota; Metazoa; Chordata; Actinopteri; Cypriniformes; Cyprinidae
Product: gastrula zinc finger protein XlCGF8.2DB-like
Exons: 3
Coding region: 940-2112 (390 amino acids)
Source: RefSeq, a predicted model, not a curated record
GUGUUUGAGCUUUGAAAGUGUUUAAAUAUAUGCGUACUUUUCAGGAAAAAAUUUAGUUUUUACAAUAACUGAAAACGAAUUGUUUAUCGUUGAAUGUCAUGUUUUAAUGUUUUAUCUAACAAUAUCGAACAUUAUUUUUGUCUCAUUUCGCUCCCUAUAUCAUGAAUGCUGGCACUGGUAAAUACCGAUGGGGGAAACGGAUCUUUCUCGAGUCAACUAAACGAACUGUCUCCCAAACGUAUUUACUUGUGUAUUAUGUUGAAAGGUCGUAUAUUUGAGGCUGCCUCAUUUCAGUAAAGAUCAUCGAGGCGCUCAAAACACGGCGCGCUGACGACAUCUGCUGUUAAAAAUGCUGUAAUUGGAACAAGAACAACGGUCCAUGUACUUCUGCGUUUAUUCAAGACCUUAACUGGCGUAUGUGCAAGAGAAGUGUGGUCACUAUACUGGCCAGCGACGCGCUCGGAAACCCUUCAUGUCAGACCUCCACAGUUAUAGGCUUUAGCUUAGUGCAACCCAACUCAUGCACCUAAACAAUUUCUUCAUAUAAAGCAAUAUAAAACAUAAUAUUUAACCACAAGCAAUAACUUUAGUCAUUCCACUCACCCUGAAUUAUUCUCAUUUCUCAGCAGAGGGUUUACAAUCCUUGUCAAUAAAUAGACACUAGAAGUUGAAUUAAAUUUAGCAUUUUUAUACAUUUAAAAAUCAAGUUGUUAUUGAUUCUGUUUUCUUUCUGUUGAUUAUUCUCAUUUUAAACAUGACAAUGUCCAAACACACAGGGGGAAAACUCCUGGUGAAACAGUUGAGAUCCUCAUGCCUUAUAAAGAUGGCGCUUAUGAAAGAGGAGAGUGAAGACGUGAGGAUUGACGAAGCAUUCAGAUUCAAACAAGAAGAUACUGAGGAAACAGGUCACCCUCAUUAGGACAGACAUGUGAAGAUCACAUGACCUGCCAAAUACUAAUGCUGCUCUCAGAUGCACCUGGGGAGCUCCUACUAGACCUGAUGCCACUAAAAGAAGAGUUACUAAAUGAAAAUGAAGCCAAAGAGGAGAAACAUGAUUUCACAACUGGAGAAAAUUUUAGGUGCUCACAAACUGAAAUUACUUCUUCACAAAAAAGAGCCCAAAAGACAGGAACUAGAAAUUAUUUCACCUGCUUUCAUUGUGGAAAAAGUUUCAAUCAACAUGAAGAACUUAAAGCCCACAUGAGAGUUCACAAUGAAGAGAAGCCUUUCACCUGCCAGCAGUGUGGAAAAAAAUUUAAUGAAACAGGAGGCCUUAAAAGGCAUGUGAGAGUUCACACUGGUGAGAAGCCUUACACAUGCCAACAGUGUGGAAGCAGUUUCACUCAAAAAGGAAGUCUGAAGAGGCACAUGAGAAUUCAUUCUGGAGAGAAGCUUUUCACCUGCAAACUGUGUGGAAAGACCUUCUUACACAAAGGAAAUCUAAAGAUUCACAUGAGAGUUCACACUGGAGAGAAACCAUUCACAUGUGUUCAGUGUAAACAAUGUUUUACACGUAAAGAAAGCCUUAAAAACCACAUGAGGAUUCACUCAAGAGCCAACUGUUUCGUGUGUCAACAGUGUGGUAGGAGUUUCCUAAACAGUAAACACCUGAUAAGGCAUGUAAUAACUCACACUGGAGAAAACCCUUUCAUGUGUCAUCACUGUGGAAAGAGUUUCACUCUUAAAGGAAACCUCAAGACUCACAUGAGAAUUCACACUGGAGAGAAGCCUUUUGCAUGCCAACAUUGUGGAAAGAGUUUUAGACAUAAUGUAAGUCUUAAGAUUCAUAUGAGACUUUACACUGGAGAGAAGCCUUUCACAUGCCUUCAGUGUAAGAAGUGUUUCACAUAUCAAAGAGACCUGAAACGUCAUUUGCAAACUCAUUCCGGAAUGAAAUUGGACAGUUCUGAGUGUGACAAAAGGUUUAGAAAAAGGAGACAUUUUAAAAAUAACCUGUGCAGUCACUCUGGAAGAAGGCGAUUUAAUUGUGGUAAAUGUAAUAAAAAAUGUAUUGUGCCGUCACACUUAAAGAUACACCUGAAAAGUCAUGCAGAUGUGAGACGCUACUCAUGUCUUUGUGUGGAAAGGCUUUUAAAUGGCUUGGCAAUUUAAAAUGGCACCAGAAAACACGUAUCUGUGUGAAAUUAAGGCUGCGUUCACACCACAAAUAAAAAUGAGCUGAUUUUCUGCUAAAGUAAGAUUUAUUUAUUUAUUUUUUUGGUCAAGCUGUUGACAUUAACUUUUAAAUGCAGCCUGUAUUAAAUACAGUACAUGUCUGAACAGGUGAUGUUUUUACAAUACUUCUCUUGUCUUUAAUUUGCAUCCUAUACAUACUAAUUAAAAGAUAAAUAAAAGGACAUUAACUGAAUGAGGCAAUGAAGACUGCAUUGCUUAUUUAAUUCAUAUUUAGUUUUAAAGGGUUACUCCACCGCAAAAUACAAAUUUUUCACUUACA